This is a messenger RNA of Cuculus canorus (common cuckoo), 3744 nucleotides long. RefSeq names its product BUB1 mitotic checkpoint serine/threonine kinase B (gene BUB1B). Gene Ontology annotation, molecular function: protein kinase activity. The coding region runs from base 105 to 3413 and encodes 1102 amino acids. Lineage: Eukaryota; Metazoa; Chordata; Aves; Cuculiformes; Cuculidae. The record is from RefSeq and is a predicted model, not a curated record. The transcript has 24 exons. Gene Ontology annotation, biological process: mitotic spindle assembly checkpoint signaling; meiotic sister chromatid cohesion, centromeric.
GGGCGCCGGGCGGCCGUUAGGGGUUUGAAUUACGGAGGCGGCGGUGCUGCCGCCACCGAGGGAUUGUCCAGACCUCUGCGCUCGAAUUCAAAGGAGAAGCUGUCAUGUCACAGGACUACAGCGAUGAGUGGGAGCUCAGCAAGGAGAACGUGCAGCCGCUGCGGCAGGGCCGGGUCAUGGCUGCUUUGCAGGAGGCACUGGCUCAGCAGGAGACCUCCAUGCACACCGCUCUUCAGCUCAAAAGACAGGAGUUUGAAUCAGAAAUCCGAUUUUACUCUGGAGAUGACCCGCUGGAUGUCUGGGACAGGUAUGUAAGGUGGACAGAGCAGAGCUUCCCCCAGGGCGGAAAGGAGAGCAAUCUCGCAGCAAUAUUGGAAAGGGCGGUGAAAGCCCUCAACAAUCAGCAGCGAUACUACAAAGACCCACGCUACCUUAACCUCUGGCUCAAGUUUGGCAACUUUUGUAACGAGCCCUUGGAUCUGUACAGUUACCUCCAUAGCCAAGAAAUUGGCACAACACUGGCACUGCUCUACAUCACAUGGGCAGAAGUACUCGAGGAGAGAGGAAACUUUAAGAAAGCAGACAUAAUAUUCCAGGAAGGCCUUCAGCGCAAGGCUGAGCCUUUGGAUAAACUCCAGUCCUUUCACAGGCAGUUUCAGAUGCGUGUUUCUCGGCAGACACUGCUGAGGCUUGAGGACCCCCCCGAUGAACAAGAUCUAGAUCUUCUAGAACCUGCAGAGCCUCAGAGAAGCACAUUGGCAGAGCUAAAAGGCAAGGGAAAGAAGAAAGUGAAAGCCCCAAUUAGUCGUGUCGGAGGUGCGCUUAAAACCACAAACUCAACCAGAAGCUUCCAGACUGUAACUUCUCAGCAGCUUCCAAAUAACCCGGGUUUUGCGGUGUUUGAUGAAAAUUCAGCUUCUGGAUCCGAGAUUCCCGUGCUUAUAUCACAGCCGUGGAUGGCCCCUCCAGCUGCAAGGGCUGAGGAGAAUGAACUAAAAGCGGGACCUUGGAACUCUGGCAGGCGUCCUCGUGGCAGUGCCAGUUCUGGUGUAGAAGUGCCCUUCCCACAGCCUAGUUUCACCCCAUAUGUGGAAGAGUCAGCUCAGCAACAAAUCAUGACUCCCUGCAAAAUUGAACCCAGUGUAAACUGCAUUUUAAGUGUUCGCAAACCUAAGAAGGAGGAAGACCUCCUGCAGCGAGUGCAGAAUCUUCAGCAGGAUGAUCAAGAGAAGAAAGAGACAGUGAUGUACUGCAAGGACAAAGUUUAUGCUGGAGUAGAAGAAUUCUCAUUGGAAGAGAUCAGGGCUGAAAUCUACAGGAAGAAAGCAAAGAAGAAAGCUGAAGAGGAAAUGCAGGCCAUAGCACAGCAGAAGGAAGAAAUACAAAGGCAAAUUGAGGAGCUGGAGAAGAAAUUAAAGAAGAAAGAAGAUGAGAAGCAGCAACAACCGUGUAAAGAGUCAACAGAGAUACCAGAAGCUUCACCACCUUUGGGGCUGCAAGAAUUUACUUCUCCCAGUGCAACAGAAGUCGGAGAGAAACAGCCUCACUUACACAGUGAAUUCCAGGGCUCUGACGAUACUCAGCUGGAUAAACCAUCCCUUUCUCAGGAGGUUAUCCAGUCUUGUGAUGUAGACCCAGCCACACAACAGGGAAACGUGUUUGUAGACUCUGAAGAUGAACAGGAGGAACAGAGAGAUGAGGCCAGCCUUGCGAAAGAAGGUGUCCCUCUUCUUCCUCCACCGGGUCCUGCUAUGGCUUUCUCCAUAUUUGAUGAAUCCUCUACUUUGGCAAACCAGAAUACAAGUUGUUCUGCAGGUCAUGCGCAGAAAAAUGCCUGGCAUCCCCCUGAUGUUCAUAAACCUCCAGAUUCUCUAACUGCAAAGGAAAAUGUACCACCGGAAACCUGUGAUGAGCUGAAUGGAAUUGAACCUUUGACUGAAGAUGCGAUUGUGACUGGCUCCUACAAGAACAAAACCCUCUGUGCCAACCCAGAAGACACAUGUGAUUUCGUUCGGGCUGCCCAUCUGGCCUCAACACCAUUUCAUGGCAUGGUAGCUCAGAGAGUCCCAGCUCCUGAUUUCUCACAGGAUGUCCUGAAGGAACACUGUCCAGAAGCAAAGUGUGCACCGCUGACUCAGGAAGUCCUGGUUUGUGAGGGAGCAUACAGUGAAGCACUCUGUAUAAAUAAACUGAGCCCCAUCAUGGAAGCAAGCCGGGAAGAUACUCGCUCGUCAGGUUCUUCUGUCUCCUCGGGAUCUUCCCUUUCUUCUGUUACACAAAUAUCUACCAUUAAAGACCUGCACGUCCCUGAGAAACUGGAGCUUGCUCAGAGCUUGCCUGCUGAAAUGGUUGCUGAUUCUGGAGGUGACAGUGAAAACGCUACUGGUGAUGAUGGAACCUGGGUCUUGUGGAGCGCUGAAGAGCGUAAAAAGCUUUUGGAUCCUGUGCCAGAAUCACUGACUGCUUCUCCCGACUUUCAUUUGGAAGCCGGCACUCUACCUGUCAUGGAGUUUGAGAAAGACGUCGAGCUGGGGAAUGAGACUUACUGCAUCAAAUGGGAAUAUUGGACCAACGAAGAAUACAAGAUGUUUUUUGCCAUUCUGGCUAACUUUCCCCCGUUGGAUGCAAAAGGAUUUGCAAUAAAGGUGUAUUCUCAGCCUGUGCCGUGGGAUUUUUAUAUCACAUGUCAGUUACAGGAGCGUUUGAACACAGACUUCGACCAGAGCUUCAGUGAGAAUUGUAGCUGUUACCUGUUUGAGGACGGCUGUGCUGUUCUGCACAGGGAUGUAAAUCGCUUCACGCUUGCGGAUGUUAUUCGUGGCUGCACAUCCAUCAUGGAGGAAGUUAUCCUACUGGUUGUUUAUAAUCUUCUGGGUGUGGUAGAGAGGCUCCACAAAGCAGAGAUUGUCCAUGGAGAUCUGCGUCCAGAGGUGUUCUUCCUGGGAGACAGUAUCUGUGACACUUUCGCUUGUAAUGAGGUGACAAGAGCUCUGAAGAUCGUGGAUUUCUCUCACAGUCUGGAUUUGAGAUUGCAGUCUCGAGUAAUUUUGCCCAACAGCUUUCCAACAUCUCAGACCCCUCAUGGGCAGCAGCUUCUGGCCAAAAGCUCACUCCCUUAUCAGGUAGACUUGGUUGGUAUUGCGGAUAUUAUCCACUUGAUGCUGUUCGGGGAACAUGUCCAGGUCUAUCAAGAGAACUCCAUCUGGAAAAUGAGCCGAGAUGUGUCCAAGACUGCUGACGGUGACUUCUGGAGUAAACUUUUUGGGCAGCUUCUGAAUGCAGAUGGUAAGUCCACGGUGCAUCUGCUGAGGGAGUUGAGAGAGGAAAUCGGUGACAUGUUUGACAGCGGUUUCCAAGAACGUCUUUGUGAAUCCUUAGCUGUGCUUCCACUGGACCUUUCUGUGAUUUCAUAGAGGACAGAUCCGUUUUGUGUUACAUAAAGCGGUUUCUUGUUAGCUUUAUUUAUUGUUUUUCAAAUGAUUGUAGCUGUUUCUGCAAUACUUUUACAUGGGACUGACUAAGGAGCGUUACCUGUGUGCUGAUGUGAGAUCAGCCUCCUCAGCCUGCUGAGAACUGCUCUGUAUCUGAGCAGUUUGCCAGAGAAAAUUGUUUGUCAUAACUGGCCCUCCCCUUCUCCUGUACCUCCUUAAUGUGUUUGAUACCUAGUUCACGCUGCUGUCUCUAAAACAUCUCUGUCCUAUGUUUAGUUGGUCUUUUAAUCAAUGUUUCAUCAAUAAAGUUGUA